This is a messenger RNA of Staurois parvus, 402 nucleotides long. The record is from the annotation of a GenBank genome assembly. Lineage: Eukaryota; Metazoa; Chordata; Amphibia; Anura; Ranidae.
CAGGCAUCGGGCCCCCAGGCGGAGCGACAGACAUCGGGCCCCCAGGCGGGGCGGCUCGGGCCCCCAGGCAGAGCGGCGGGUGCCAUUGGGCCCCCAGGCGGGGUGACAGGCACCGGGCCACCAGGCGGGGCAGGACAGGCACCGGGCCACCAGGUGGGGCGGCGGGGAGCUGGGCCCCCCCAGGCAGGGCGGCGGGAGGCGGGCCCCCAGGCGGGCGACAGGCAUUGGGCCCCCAGGCGGGGCGCCAGGCACCGGGCCCCCAGGAGGGGCAACAGGCAUUGGGCCCCCAGGCGGGGCGACAGGCAUCGGGUCACCAGGCAUCAGGUCAUUUGGCUCGCCAGCGGGCACCGUGUCAUCUGGCAAGGCAGUGGGCACCGAGUCACCAGGCACGACAGUGGGUCC